UAUAUGAGUAAACAAUAACCUGCCACAUAAAAUCAAGGAACUGCUCUAUCUAAACAUUCACAAACCCUUUAAAUUUGUAUAUAUACACUGCCCAGUAAUGUCCAGAGCGGCCAAGGGAUUUGCCCGCUUAAUUAAUCCCGGUGUGGUGCUCAAUCCGGAGUUGAAUCAGAAGUUAGCCGCUUUUGAGGCCAUGAGUGCCAAGCGAUCUGAACUGGACCGCGAAUUGGGCCGAUUGCGCAAGAAGCAGGAUGAAACCGAGGAUAAUCUGGCCGAGGCACUGGCCGAGGACGAGUUUCAGUGCAACCUGAGGGGUCAGCAGUACACAGGUCCCAAUGAGGAAGAGCUGCUGGAAAUUCUACGGAGCCACCUCGGCGGAGUUAUCAACAAGCUGGCGAACAAGUAUGAGCGCCUUGUGUACCUAGAUGCGGACAUCAGGAAGCUGAAGGGCACCAUCGAAAAGGCCAUCGCCGUGGCCAAUGAAGAAUCGGCAGCUGCAGCCUCUAUGUGAAGCGAUUUAUCCAGUUUUUGUACUUCUAUGCUUUUGCAUUACAAAUUUUCGUUUAAUUUACACCAGCGUGAUGUUACCAACUCUGCAAAUGCUUCGAA
Molecule: messenger RNA, 606 nt
Organism: Drosophila elegans
Lineage: Eukaryota; Metazoa; Arthropoda; Insecta; Diptera; Drosophilidae
Exons: 1
Coding region: 98-508 (136 amino acids)
Source: RefSeq, a predicted model, not a curated record